This is a messenger RNA of Magnolia sinica, 2476 nucleotides long. RefSeq names its product PHD finger protein EHD3. Bases 427 to 2340 code for a protein of 637 amino acids. The transcript has 6 exons. NCBI's taxonomy places the organism in Eukaryota, Viridiplantae, Streptophyta, Magnoliopsida, Magnoliales, Magnoliaceae. The record is from RefSeq and is a predicted model, not a curated record.
AGAGAGAGAAGGAGACAGCUGGCGGUUUCCCAACAGCCGCAACCGGCUACCAUCCACUGCAACGGCAAGCAGCCAGUUUCAGUCCGUCUGUCCCCACUCGAAGAAUUUUAUCCGGUUAUUUUUCUGCUUUUCGUUGAAAAAACCCAAAUCCGAAACUCUCUCUCUCUCUCUCUCUGUCUCUCUCUCUCUCUCUCCUCAAAAUUCAAAUCUUCUCCAAAAAUGCCAUACACAGAGCAGAGCAGAGCAGAGCAGAUAUAAAGCUUCCCAUAGAUUAGGGUUUCCAUAUUCCCUCUCUUUCUCUCUACCUAUCCAUCAAAUCACCUCUCUCCGAUCUCGAACUGCUGGAAUGCUUCUUCCCAUUUCGCCCUUUCCGAAACCCUAAUUUUCCGAGAAAGCUCGAGAUUUAGGGCUCCGUGCACCGUGAGAAUGCCCGUCGUAGAGAGAACCAGCAACGGAAGCACCUCAAACUGUUCUCCCGAGAAGACAGAAGCGUUUAUUACCUACAAGCGGCGGAAGCAUGCUAUGCUAUGUGCGGAUGGAAAUCUGCAUGGAGAUGGAGGCUUUGGUACCGUAGCAGGCCGGGUAUCAGAAAAGACCACAAAGGAGCCACAUGACAUGGUGUUGCGCAAUAAUGGUAAUAAUGAGGAAGUUGUUCUUCCUAGAGUGGAGUUUCCCAUCCCCGCGGAAUGUACAAACGGAUCUGUACGUGGACACUGGAAAAAUGUACUGGAACACAUAUUACAGUUACCUGAUGUGAACGAAGGUGGCAUUCGGAGCUGCAUCUGUGAUGCACUUGCAUCGAGCCAUUUUGGGUUUACCAGAAAGUUCAAGAUGCAUGCUAUAAAGCAAACUGCGCAGCCCAAGGAACCUAUAUAUCAGAACGGGGAUAUGCAUAAGUGCCUUAGUGAAUCAACGAGUGAAGCUCAAAUAUCCGACAAUUCUGGGAAUGCUGCAAAGGUGCAUGAGCAGGUUAUUUCAGAUGGAUCUCAGAAAGCGACAAAUGAUGGAACACAUGUUCAUGCUGUCACGGAGCAAUGUCGGAGUGUUUUCCUUGAUGUUAUAGUCUCGGAUGAAUUCUUUUUGUUGUGUAAUUUCCUGUGUGGAAACUUCCAAGGCAUUAAGGCUGACCACAUUUUUGACUUCGGCACCAUCAACUCAAGGAUGAAAAAUGGGCAGUAUGAACACUCGUCUGAACUUUUGGCUUCAGAUAUUCAACAGGUAUGGAAAAAGUUUGAAAAGAUAGGUGAGGAAAUGGUUCGUAUUGCAAAGAGCCUUUCGAGUAUAUCACAGGCUUCCUACCUUAAGCGUGUAGGAGACUCGAUAGAUGGUGCCAGUGUAGAAUGGAAGGACAAGGAGAUCAGUCAAGUUGGUAAUGACCAAAGGGAUUCUGUGGAUGCGGACAGCUCAAAACAGUGUCCCUCUUUUGAAUUGGAUCUGUACACUAAACCAGAGCAAACUGAAGCCAGUGGCUUACAAAAAUCAUGCACCUGCAGGCAGUGUGGUGCUGCCGAAGCAGAUGGUGAGCGCAGGCUCGUCUGCGAUAGUUGUGAAGCAAUGUACCAUAUCACCUGCAUCAACCCCCCUCUUGAAGAGGUUCCCCCUCAACUCUGGUAUUGUGCCGCCUGCUUAGAGAAUGGGAAACAGUCACCGGAACCUGACUUGACCCAUAACCCAGGAGAUGGUUUGCACCAAAAUUGUGUGGUAUGUGAGAGGCUCAAGGAUUCUGGGACCCAAAAGUUCAGAGGUGGGAAUGACAUGGAGACGACGGCAAUAUCCGACGACUCAGAAGAAACCUCAGAUGGUAGUAGCACAGAAGCCAACAGGCAGCUGCAGUUGUCCCGAGGGAGUGCAAGCUUGCGCCUGUGCAAGGUCUGUAAAAUUGGUGAAGAGGAUGGUUUGAAGUUCAUGAUCUGCGAACACGAGCACUGCCCAUACAAAUACUACCAUACCAGGUGCUUGAGAAGCAAGCAGAUGGCGUGUCCUCAUUCCCGUUGGUACUGCCCGUCUUGUCUUUGUAGAAGUUGCCUUUUCGAUAGAGACGACGACAAGAUAGUGCUGUGCGAUGGUUGUGACGAGGCGUACCACAUUUACUGCAUGGUUCCGCCAUUGAUGUCAAUACCAAAGGGGAAUUGGUACUGCAUAUUUUGCACUAUUGAGAUCAGGGCAAGGCAGCGGAUGAGGUUGAAGUGUGAUGAGGCUGGUGCGAAGAAACAGAAGAAGGGCAAUGCAAGGAGAGGGAAUGAGGCAGCAGGGUCGGUGGAUAUGCUUUUGUGCGCAGCCGAGAAGCUGAGUUCGGAAGAGAAACCAGCUGCACCUGCUACGAGGAGGAAGAACAGAUAACAGGAGAAGAACUGGGGCUGUUGUGUUCUAUUAUUCAUUUGUUGUGACUGUAUUUCUAUGGCAAGGAUCUUCUUUAAUUGUACAUUUUGGGUGUAGACUGCAGUGCUAAAUCAGCUCUUCUCCACUUCUCAUUCUA